AUGCCCAGACUAGGUUGGGGUACGGGCAAGGAUGACGAUCGAGGUCGGUCGGCUCCCAUGCAAGGGGUCGAGUAUGAACGACCUAUGGAUCCGGGUCCGUUUCAGGUUCCUAACAAACGCCAACACGUAGAAGACCCUACAGGCCAGACAUCUUAUAUCCCCAACCCCUUCUCAUCUUCCCGGCCUAAUCACCUCGCACCCGGUCCGUUACUCUUCUCCUCCGCCGCACCGCCUUCAUCAUCUUCAGCUGGGUUUUCCCGGUGGUCAGCUCAAAAUAACGACAACAAACACAAUAACUCGUCUCAGGGUGGCGCAGAGACUGUGGAUGUGGAUAUGAACGCUGGGGACGAAAACGUCGACCCGAACUCAGACUCAAACGUGGGAAGGAAGGGGCAAACGCAGGUGGAAUUGGAGGAUGUGGAGAUGUACAGCGAUUCUCCACUCAAGUCCAAGGUUCAGCCAUGCAACUCAGGAUCUCCGGAGGGCGGUCCGAAUACCGAUUCGACUUCAUCCGCAGCUUCAGCUCCGGCCUCGGUGCUCAGGCCCAUCUCACUGAACGGGAGCGAAACAUCCACCCAACCCCCGACCCCGACAAUCACCCGCCGCCGCCUCCAAUCUCGACGACACCAGAAUCAAAACCAGAAGUCCGGAUUAUCCGCUUCACAUCUCCCCACCUCCCCGGACUCUCAAUCUCAGCCGAUCAACCAGUAUACGUUGAAUAUGUACCAUGCGCCUGGACAGUCCAUGGGUAUGGGCAUGGGCAUGGGGAUGAACGGGCCGGGUGGGGAGGCAAGAGGAAAGAGUUGGGUGGACGCCGAGUUGCCUUAUGUCUUUAUCGGAUACGUGCAAUUCGUAUUCAACGCCUCGUUGACGCUCAUGAUCCUCACCGCGCUCUUCUGGUUCUUGUGGACGAUCUGGGGGGAUGUGAAAGACCUUCGAGGGGUUUAUUCUACCGAGAUCUUGCAAGAGAUUAGUACGUGUACGAACAUGUACCUCGUCAAUCGGUGUGAACCUUCUACGAGGAUCCCAGCCAUGGAAUCGGCCUGUCAAGAAUGGGAACACUGUAUGAACCGCGAUCCGUCGGUCGUUAGCUUUACCAAGGUCGGAGCCGAGGUCGUCGCGGGUGUCGUCGGGGGGUUCGUAGAUGCGUUGAGUUGGAGGAGUCUGAUGGCGUUGUUCGGGCUGUUCCCGCUCAUGAUCAUCCUGACCAACUCUACCCUCCUGAACGUACGGAAGAAACACCAACCACCUGCAGGAUCUGGAUAUCCUCAUCCUCACCAGCAUCACCCGCAACAGACUGGACCUUCAGGGUAUGCUCCGAUAGGACAAGCUCAACAGUUACAUCCGGGUUAUGUACCCCAGCAGGCGCAGUUUCAUUGGCCACCGCCUGUUAUGGGUCCGGCGCCGGGACAGGGGCAGGGGAAAGCAUGUUUCACUGUCCCUCUUGUAUCCAUCACUAUACACAUGUUACUUUCCCCUUCUGUCGACUGCGAACAAGAGACGAUCGAUCGAAUGUCCAAUGCCCCCCAUCGAGAACCUUCUCGCUAG
This is a messenger RNA of Filobasidium floriforme, 1548 nucleotides long. Its product is annotated as Di-sulfide bridge nucleocytoplasmic transport domain-containing protein. Gene Ontology annotation, cellular component: nuclear membrane; nuclear envelope. NCBI's taxonomy places the organism in Eukaryota, Fungi, Basidiomycota, Tremellomycetes, Filobasidiales, Filobasidiaceae. The transcript has 8 exons. The record is from RefSeq and is a predicted model, not a curated record. The coding region runs from base 1 to 1548 and encodes 515 amino acids. Gene Ontology annotation, biological process: nuclear envelope organization; lipid homeostasis.